Messenger RNA from Pseudo-nitzschia multistriata, 3925 nucleotides. Lineage: Eukaryota; Bacillariophyta; Bacillariophyceae; Bacillariales; Bacillariaceae. The record is from the annotation of a GenBank genome assembly.
GAUGGAUGGCACAUUUGUGAACAGUUUCAUUGAUUCGAUUCGCACGGCAGGACCGAACGAGCAUCCUCCGUUCCUACCGUACCGUACGCACCCGCAGCACCCGACGACCCGGUCAAGGACGGAAGAAAUGGGAAAACCCGGCGGCGUCGUUUUGGCCCCGCCGCCCUUUGUGUCGACCGGGCAGCGGCCGGGCGCAGCCUUGGUCCGCAGCGCGGGGGUCACGGACCGGGGAUUGCUUGCGCAGCCACCGCGACGGCCACCGCGGCAGCCGCUCGUGCCGUUCAUGCUGUCCGAGCUCGCCUUUGACCGCGAGGCCACGGCGGAAAGGGCUYCCCGCGGCCGCCCUUCGGACCCGGGCAGCGGCGGGAGGGGGCCUUCGAACCCGAACCGAGGCGRGGGCAGCGAUGCCCAUGGGUUCGGGCUCCGCUACUAUUCGUCGGCCAUCUGGAACGGCCUCCUCUGCUUGUCCUCGGGAGACGACCCCGACCUGUUUUUCGAUGCCCAGGAAAAGCCCAUGCCCAGAGACCGAAGGAGGAUGGAUUCCAAYGGCAGGCUGCUCACACUCACACUCCCCCGUGCACCCGAGAAAGGCGAGGCGGCGAACGACGAACRGGAGCUCCGGAAGACCAACACCUGCGCCACGGCCGCGAGCACCAGGGCCAGCGAUUCGGGGCUUUGCUCGGUGGUUUCCUUUGCGUCGAACGACAGCGUCUCGGUGGAAUCGGUCGAGGUCGAGGUGGUCCGGCUGGAGAAAGCCGGGAGCGGCUCUUCGAUCGCCACCRGGACCAUCUGUGGGGUCCGCGGGGGAGCCUUUGAUCCACGGGGCAACCCCCACCACCACAACCCGCAAUGCGAACGAAGCGACCAGUCGCUCCGGGCGCAUUCGGACCCGAAUCCGAGCGAUGCGGGUUGCCGGCAGCAGCAGCAGCAGCAGGAUCCUCCUCCUCCUCCUCCCGCACACCCAGGCACGCAGGGGCACAACCCCUUUGCUCGCGUCCUGCCCCCACCUCCUCCCAAAGAAUUGCCCCUCCGCUUCCUCCGAGCGGGCAAGGGAGACCCGGUGGAGGGUCAGCGCCGAUACGAAGCCACAUUGCAGUGGAGAAAGGAACACUCCAUCGAUACGAUCCUCCUCGAGGCCCAUCCCAAAUUCGAAAUGAUCAAGGAGAAUUACCCGCACUACUUCCACCUCCGCGGCCGCCAGAACGAGCCCGUCUUUUUCGAACAGCCACCGAAAACCGACCUCGCGGCGCUCCGCCGGGGCGGCAUGGACCUCCACGGUCUGGUCCGCCACUACGUUAUGGUCACCGAGUUCCAGUGGCAGUUUCUCGAGCCGAACGACCUGGCCAGGUCGAUCACCGUUUUGGACCUCGAGGGGAUGCGCAUGGUGGACUUYGUCGGGGAAUGCGUCGAGUACGUCAAGAUGUGCAGCCAGUUUACGGGGCAGCACUAUCCGGAGCGGGCCGGACACGUCAUUGUGGUCAACGUUCCGCGGUGGUAAGUUUCGCUGGGUUGUGUUCUUGCUUUGCCUUGUCGUGUCGUGUCAUUUCGAUGGUCGCUGGAGCGGUUCAUUCCCUCGUGUGUUGCGUGCCAAGCGGUACAACCAUCCGGUUGUGCGAUUCGUUGUCUCGUUUUGGCGACUCACCCACCCACCCACCAACGYUGCGAUCCACGAAUCGAAUCAAACACACAGGUUUGCCAUGAUAUGGAAGGUGGUCAAACCCAUGGUGGACGAGGUCACCCUGAAAAAAAUAUCCAUCGUUCGGGGAAAAGACGCCGUCCUUGCUGCCCUCUCCGAAAAGAUCCCCAUCGAAAACAUCCCGCCCGAAUACGGUGGGUCCAGCAUGCCGCUGGGGGAAUCGCCGGAGGAACGAGCUCUCCGGGAUCUCAUGAGACACAACAAUGCGCUGGCACGGGGGGAUUGUUCGUGCGGUGGCAGGACCGCAACGCCGCCCUGCAGGUUUUGUGUGUGGGGCCCUCCGAGGAGUUAUUGAUCCGAUCCAAUCCGAUCCGAUCUGCCGCAGACGAGACCGAAACGAAAGGAAACCGAAACCACCGUUCGGGGAAACGGACGGAUGCCUUGCUCGUGGUGGGCGAUUCUGGGCGGGGAAGGGGUGGAUGGAAUGGAAUGGAUCGAACCAAGACGCGGAAAAGCGCAAACACAAGCCACGCAUGCCGUGCUGUGGUUUCCUUCCUCCUUCCAACCCUGCRGAAACAACACGUUAUCGAAUACAAUAUCUGUACGUACUGCUGUAAUCCUAAUGUAGUAAACAUACUAUUUUGUACAAGGUGUSCUACGCUACGCUACGCAGCUUGGUGCUGGUUGUUUGUUCCGAGAAACGAAAACACGGCAGGCCGAAAGCAGGUCCAUGGGUGCCGCGGCCGAAGAACCGCCACCGUGUCGUUCCUCGUGCGAAGCCAAUCGCAAAGCAAAGCACGGCACGGGCGUGCGUUCCGGGAUUCGCAACACCAACGAAACGGAACGACCCGCGGGGGGUUCCUCCGGCAUGCCGAUGCCUUGCUUUGGCGGUUCCAAAACCAACCACGGACGGUGUGCCGUGCUAGCUAGUGUAGUGUAUUGUAGUGUAGUGCUGCGUUGUACGGAUACCAGCCUGCAGUGCUCCGUACCAAUCGACGCCCGCCAGAUCGGCGGAUCUCAAAAGGCGCAGAGCACAUCUUACUGUCGGAAUGGCACAAGGAACUUACAUGAUGAACGCGAAACGAACCARACGUUUCGAGAAGUACCUUCGGGCACAAGCAUCUCGUCUAUAAACCCAUGACGACUUGGAUUUUCUCUCGGUCRUUCGUGUCCGCUCGUGCGUGUCGAAGAACACACGAUGCAAAACAACAAGUGCGUGUGCCACAACCAUGGCUAUCUUCAAAACCUCGUAGGAACUUCCUCGGAUCCAUCGUCGAGAGUCUUCAAAUAGUCCCGGCAGCUCACUUUUGCUCCUUUGUGUUCUGACGAUAAUUUUCCCCAAACUACCCGCCAAUGUUCUACUCCACUCUCAUGGGAGAUUCGCUCUUCCCGAGUUACAUUUUCGGUGGAAUUGUACAGUGUUACGAUAUCCUUGUAUCCUCUCUUGACCUCGACCACUCUGGAAGGAUGGGUUUUUAGCACUUUCUUGCCGUCCGCCCCCUCGUAUUCAUAAUYGUUUUCGUAUCUGGAAAAGUUGCCUUCCAACGGUCCCGAGGUUACAAAUUGGUCCCAACCCGCUUUCAUUGCAUGCGGUCCGGUUACAAAGACCACCUUUGGCCUGAACACGUGGUCCAAAUCCAAMAGAUUCUUCACUAUGGCAAACAUUGUGMGGUACAUUAUCGGAUGCCCCUGUUCUGCCGCGAUGAACCAUUGGGAAGGGCGACUGUAUGGAUCAGUAAAGAAAAAGGCCGACAGAUCCCUUCGGAUUGUUUUGGAAGUAAAUUUUCGAAGCGGGGAAACGUCCAUAUCGCUGUAGAUCCCACCGUACUUGUAGAUAAGCAAAAUUCUCCACACAUCGACCGUCAUAGCUCCAUUGACGUGAACACACUUCAUAGCGCGAUGUAAUUCUGGAAACUCGGGCCAAUCCUCCUCCAGAAGCUUAUUCACCGCAUUGUCGUCGUGAAAGAAAAUGGAGUAGUCGGGGAGGGUCCUCUUCCACUCCCCGAUAAUCGCUGCAAGAUCCUGGGGCAGGCACCGGCUUUUGUGAGAGAAAUGCAUAAUCUUGGGAAUGGUUUUGUUGAUGUCGUUUUUCGACUUAGGGUUGUCAUCAUCCGACCUGACGAUCACGUUUUGGAACGCUACGAGGGGAGGAGUGCAUUCCAAAUUCUUCGCUUGGGGUCCACCCGACAAAUKAUCCAGUUCGUCUAGCAAUGCAUUUAGUGACAUUCUACUUGUGUUCGAAGAAACCAAGUUGGAGCCGGUACCUGAAACAGUCAAAUUUUUAGUCAC